Entrophospora candida is the source of this 933-nucleotide messenger RNA. The record is from the annotation of a GenBank genome assembly. Lineage: Eukaryota; Fungi; Glomeromycota; Glomeromycetes; Entrophosporales; Entrophosporaceae.
AUGCUCGAUACAAAAAAUGUAAAUGAAGGCCUAACAACUGCUUGUUUUAAUAUUCCACAAACGAUCAGUGAAGCGAUUGGUAUAAUAAAAAAUGGAGAUGAAGGGGAAACAACUUAUAUGACAACCGCUUGUUCUCGUUGUAAGAAACGUCACAUAAGGUGCGAUGACCAAAGGCCUUCAUGCCAAAACUGUGAAGAAAAGGGUCAUUACUGUGUUCGUAUCCUGCCGAAAAUUUCGCGUGGACGUCCCCAAGGUACGCUUAAUAGUCAGGGGAAAUCCAUCAAAAAAAUUACAAACAAUGGAGUUAAGAAAACUAGAAAACCUAGAAAAAAACAAUUGAUCGAAUUUAAAGAUGUCAAAUUUAAUGAUAUCAUAAAAGAAUUACUCAAUCAUGAAGGUGUUGGUAUUGACGGAAAUAAUAAUAAUGAUCCAUCAACUUUGGGUUUUUAUGAUGGAUUGACGCCCUCCUCAUCUUUUCAAAGUACAUUGCCAAUACCUUCAUAUUCGUUCACAUCUUCGCAUGAUACUUACGACAUUAACAAUAACAAUACUGUCUUUGGAAGUAGCAACUUGACUGAUUCACCAAUUCAAGCUCCAUUUAGCUUUUUUGACAUCCCCAAUCGAUACAAUGUAGAUUAUACACACCAACUUCAAAUUGAAAUUCCACCUGAAAACAUUAGUGAUUUUGUGCUUGGUCCUAAUGCAUUAACUACAAAUGUUGAUCUUGAUAUAGUUAAUGAUAACUAUGGAGGUGAAGUAGAUCCAAUACUAUUCCAUCAUUUGUUAAUGCACGGUUCGUUAGAUUCAUUCAAUAGUUCUACACCAAUGAAUGAACAAUAUGUGAAUUACUUGAAAACAGCAUCUAUCCCAGAUACAAAUAUAGCAAAUGUUGGUAAUUACCAACUCGAUGCUCCUCCUAUUGAUGUAUCUCAA